Messenger RNA from Pieris macdunnoughi, 420 nucleotides. Lineage: Eukaryota; Metazoa; Arthropoda; Insecta; Lepidoptera; Pieridae. The record is from the annotation of a GenBank genome assembly.
AUGGGCGCGCCGCCUACGGUCGCCCCUAUGACGUCCGGCGCCGCUCCUACGGUCGACGAAGAGGGCUUCAUCACUGUACGUCACCGCACGAGACGCGGCGGCCGCAAGCGUGGUCCCGCCGCACCCUCGCUUGCCGCGCAGGAGGCGAGCCGCGCUGCCGCACUCCAUGCGGUUUCUGCGGACGUAGCCAACCGCGCCGCCGCCGCAACCAAAGCACCAGCACCUGCACCAAUUCUAAGAACGGCACCGCCUCCGCGCUCGCGCACCAGGUCCCGCGCGCGCCGACCUCAAAUUAAAGAGGCGUUGGCGGCAAUAGCUAAUAUCCUCCAGGCUGUGCAGGCCGGGGACAAUCCAGCCCCGCUCUUCAGGAGAGCGGCAUCGGCCCUCAAGGGCCCUACCCGAGGUCGCAGUCGCAGAUAA